This is a messenger RNA of Salvelinus namaycush (lake trout), 8015 nucleotides long. RefSeq names its product voltage-dependent P/Q-type calcium channel subunit alpha-1A-like. The record is from RefSeq and is a predicted model, not a curated record. The transcript has 46 exons. Gene Ontology annotation, biological process: chemical synaptic transmission; calcium ion import across plasma membrane; immune response. Lineage: Eukaryota; Metazoa; Chordata; Actinopteri; Salmoniformes; Salmonidae. Gene Ontology annotation, cellular component: MHC class II protein complex; voltage-gated calcium channel complex; membrane. Gene Ontology annotation, molecular function: high voltage-gated calcium channel activity. The coding region runs from base 1 to 6984 and encodes 2327 amino acids.
AUGGCUUUCUUGCAGUCAUAUUUGUUGUUUGUGGUUAUGUUUUCAUUCUUCACUCCAACUGAUGGACACUUUAUCACCAUCCUCGACCUUUGUUAUUACAGAGGGGAAGAUCCACACGAUGUGGAGUACGUCUGGAGAGCUAUUUCAGACAUGGUGAAGGUCAUGGAAUACAACAGCACUCUCAAUAGAUUUACUGGUUACACACCCUUUGGGAUACAUAACGCUGAGCAAUUAAACGCAGAUCCCGUGGUCCUGGCAUCGUUUCAAACUCCACUUCAUUUCUUCUGCAAACAUUAUGGUGCCCUCGCCUACGAAGCUGGAAUAAACAACAAUGUUGAGCCCUCCGUCCAUCUGAGGUCCAUGACGCCCCACAGUGACAGACACCCCUCCAUGUUGACGUGCAGCGCCUACAAGUUCUACCCCAAACAGAUCAGGGUGACCUGGUUGAGGAAUGGACAGGAAGUGACCUCAAACAUGACUUCCUCUGAGGAGCUAGCCAAUGGCGACUGGCACUAUCAGAUCCACUCCUACCUGGAGUACACUCCCACACCUGGAGAGAAGAUCUCCUGCAUGGUGGAGCAUGCCAGCUUCACUGAACCAAAGAUCCUCCACUGGGACAUGUCUCUGCCAGGGUCUGAGAGGACUAAGAUAGCCAUCGGGGCAUCUGGGCUGGUGCUGGGGCUGGUCUUCGCUGCAGCUGGUCUCCUCUACUACAACAGGAGGAAGACCACUAGUGGUGAUGGUGAGUAUAAGAUUAUAUUGUCGGCGGUUGGCUCCGAAUUUGACCUGCGGACACUGAGAGCAGUCAGGGUUCUGCGACCACUUAAGUUGGUGUCAGGGAUUCCCAGCCUGCAGGUGGUACUCAAGUCCAUCAUGAAGGCUAUGAUCCCCCUGCUGCAGAUCGGACUGCUUCUCUUUGUGGCCAUUCUGAUGUUCGCCAUCAUCGGCCUUGAGUUCUAUAUGGGAAAGUUCCACACCACCUGUUUCGACAUCGCCACUGGUAAUAUUUAUGAUGAGUUGCCAUGCGGUACAGAGUUACCGUCCAGAUUGUGUCCUAAUGGGACCACGUGUAAAGGCUAUUGGCUGGGGCCCAACUAUGGGAUCACCCAAUUCGACAACAUUCUCUUUGCUGUCCUCACUGUAUUCCAAUGUAUCACCAUGGAGGGUUGGACCGACAUGUUAUACUAUAGUAAUGAUGUAGAGGGAAGUGCCUGGAACUGGAUGUACUACAUCCCCCUCAUCAUCAUCGGGUCCUUCUUCAUGUUAAAUCUGGUGCUGGGCGUCCUCUCAGGAGAGUUUGCCAAAGAGAGAGAGCGAGUGGAGAACCGUGCAGAGUUCCUCAAAUUGAGACGCCAGCAACAAAUAGAGAGAGAGCUAAACGGUUAUCUAGAAUGGAUCUGUAAAGCAGAGGAGGUCCUUCUGAAUGAGGAUGGAGACCCGUUUGGCCGAGGUGGUCUACAGGAUGGGUCCAACUACAAUAGGAACGAGCGGCGGAUCCGGUUCUUCAUCCGUAAGAUGGUGAAGACUCAGGCCUUCUACUGGACCGUACUGAGUCUGGUGGGCCUCAACACCAUGUGUGUGGCGGUGGUACACUAUGAACAGCCUGAUAUCCUCUCCGACUUUCUCUUCUAUGCAGAGUUUAUAUUCUUGGGCCUGUUCAUGUCAGAGAUGUGUAUUAAGAUGUAUGGCUUGGGGACUAGGCCCUACUUCAACUCCUCCUUCAACUGCUUUGACUGUGUUGUGAUCGUGGGCAGUAUAUUUGAGGUGAUAUACGCGGUCAUUAAGCCAGGGACAUCGUUUGGCAUCAGUGUGUUAAGAGCCCUCCGACUCCUCAGGAUCUUCAAAGUCACCAAGUACUGGGCCCCUCUACGUAACUUGGUGGUAUCAUUACUCAACUCUAUGAAGUCCAUCAUCAGUUUGCUCUUCCUCCUCUUCCUCUUCAUUGUCGUCUUUGCCCUUUUGGGCAUGCAGCUCUUCGGUGGACAAUUCAACUUUGAAGGUGGCACGCCGGCCACCAACUUUGACACCUUUCCUGCAGCUAUAAUGACAGUAUUUCAGAUCCUGACGGGUGAAGACUGGAACAUGGUGAUGUAUGAUGGGAUCAAGUCUCAGGGAGGAGUUAACGGUGGAAUGGCCUACUCCGUCUUCUUCAUAGUGCUCACACUCUUCGGCAACUACACCCUGCUGAAUGUGUUCUUAGCUAUCGCCGUGGACAAUCUGGCCAAUGCUCAGGAGUUGACCAAGGAUGAGGAGGAGCAAGAAGAGGCAGCUAAUGCCAAGACAACCCUGCAGAAGGCCAAGGAGGUGGCUGAAGUUAGUCCUCUGUCUGCCGCUAACCUCUCCAUCGCUGCUAAGGAGCAGCAGAAGAAUAACAAGGCUGGUGGUAAAUCAGUGUGGGAACAGAGGACCAGUGAGAUAAGGAGACAGAAUCUGAUGACCAGCAGAGAGGCCCUGUACAACGAGAUGGACACGGAGGACUGGAAGGUGUCGUACCCCCAUCGUGCGGGGGACAUGAAGACCCACCUGGACCGUCCGCUGGUGGUCAACCCCCAGGACAACCGCAACAACAACACCAACAAGACCCGGCCCGGAGAGCCCCCUCUAGACCCGCAGGACACCCUGGGUCACCAGAGGGCUGAAGAAUACAUCAGACGCCAGGCCUGCUACCAUCAGAGGAACAGGGGGGGCGAACCAAGGGGAGUUAGUGGCCCAGAGAGAGAGGCCCGUCUGGGAGACCACCACUGCAGUGGCCCCAACCUCUCCACCGCUCGGCCCAUCCUCAGACAGGACAGUCAGUACAGGGAAGACCUAGACAACCUCCUCAACAACAGCAAACUACACGACCACACCCUCCACCCGCUGCCCCCGGGCCACCCUGACCUUGUGAAUAACCUCCUGAACCGCAGUGUGACAGCAGACACACAGCACCAUAGUAUGGACAGUCUAAUUCUGACCAGUAUGGCCAAGCCGGCUCAUACGGUCGUGGAUAUGAUGCCUCCUGUCUAUCCAUAUCCCUCCACCAAUGCCAUCCUGCAAGUGAACAAGAACGCUAAUACAGACCAGAAAAAGAAGGAUGAGGAGAAGAAGGAGGAAGAGGAGGAUGAAGGGGGCGAUGAAGAUGGUCCCAAACCAAUGCCCCCGUUCAGCUCCUGUUUCAUACUGUCCACCACCAACCCGUUCCGUAGGUGCUGCCACUACAUCCUGACCAGGAAGUACUUUGAGUUCAGUAUCCUGUCUGUGAUCGCCAUGAGCAGCAUCGCCCUGGCUGCAGAAGACCCUGUCUGUCCUGAGUCACCAAGCAACCAAGUGCUGAAAUACUUUGACUAUGUCUUCACGGGCGUCUUCACGUUUGAGAUGUUGAUCAAGAUGGUGGUGCUAGGCCUGUUCUUACAUCAGGGUUCAUACUUCAGGGACCUGUGGAACAUCCUGGACUUUAUAGUGGUUAGUGGUGCUCUGGUGGCCUUCGCCUUCACGGGGAGUGGCAAGGGGAAAGACAUCAGCACAAUCAAGUCUCUGAGAGUACUGAGGGUACUACGACCUCUCAAGACCAUCAAACGACUCCCCAAGCUAAAGGCUGUGUUUGACUGUGUGGUCAACUCCCUGAAGAACGUCCUGAACAUCCUCAUCGUCUACAUGCUCUUCAUGUUUAUAUUUGCUGUGGUGGCCGUGCAGCUGUUCAAAGGAAGAUUCUUCUACUGUACUGACGAGUCCAAAGAGUUUGAGCGCGAUUGCAGGGGAGAGUUUUUGGUGUACGAACGGAAUGAAGUAAAAGCUCAGAAGCGGGAGUGGAAGAAGUACGAUUUCCACUACGACAACGUGCCUUGGGCCCUGCUCACCCUCUUCACUGUGUCCACUGGAGAGGGCUGGCCGCAGGUGUUAAAGCAUUCGGUAGAUGCGACCUAUGAGAAUCAGGGUCCCAGUCCGGGCUACCGGAUGGAGAUGUCCAUCUUUUACGUGGUGUACUUCGUUGUCUUCCCCUUCUUCUUCGUCAAUAUCUUUGUUGCUCUCAUCAUCAUCACCUUCCAAGAACAGGGGGAUAAGAUGAUGGAGGACUACAGUCUGGAAAAGAAUGAGAGAGGAUGUAUAGACUUUGCCAUAAACGCCAAGCCCCUGACCCGCCACAUGCCCAAGAACAAACAGAGCUUCCAGUUCCGAAUGUGGUCGUUUGUGGUGUCCCCACCGUUCGAGUACAGCAUCAUGGGUCUGAUCGCACUCAAUACUAUAGUCCUCAUGAUGAAGUAUAACGGGGCGUCUGACACCUAUGAUAAAGUCCUGAAGAACAUCAACAUCGUCUUCACUACCCUCUUCUUCAUGGAGUGUAUUCUCAAAAUCAUCGCCUUCGGGAUUUUGAAUUAUUUUAAAGACGCAUGGAACAUUUUUGAUUUUGUCUCCGUGCUCGGAAGCUUCACUGAUAUCCUGGUGACAGAAUUUUGGAAUAACUUCAUCAACCUGAGUUUCCUUCGACUGUUUCGAGCGGCUCGUCUCGUCAAGCUACUGAGACAAGGAGAGACUAUACGCAUCCUGCUCUGGACUUUCGUCCAGUCAUUUAAGGCGCUGCCCUAUGUGUGCCUCCUCAUUGGCAUGCUGUUCUUUAUCUACGCCAUCAUUGGGAUGCAGUUGUUUGGUAAUCUGGCACUGGGCGAGGAGGAAGGCAGCGCCAUCAACGAACACAACAACUUCAGGACUUUCAUCAUGGCACUCAUGUUACUAUUCAGGAGUGCGACAGGUGAGGCGUGGCAUGACAUCAUGCUGUCGUGUCUGGGGGGUAAGACGUGUGACCCAGACUCAGGGAACACAGAACCAGAGUGUGGCAGCACCUUCGCAUACACAUACUUCGUCUCCUUCAUCUUCUUCUGUUCUUUCCUGAUGCUCAAUCUGUUUGUGGCUGUCAUCAUGGAUAACUUUGAGUACCUGACCAGAGACUCGUCUAUACUCGGUCCUCAUCACCUGGACGAGUACGUCAGGAUAUGGGCCGAGUAUGACCCCGCUGCCUGCGGGCGCAUACAUUAUAAGGAUAUGUACAGUUUAUUGAGAGUAAUCUCCCCUCCUCUGGGCUUGGGCAAGAAAUGCCCUCAUAGGGUGGCCUGCAAGAGGCUGCUGCGCAUGGACUUGCCGGUUGCCGAGGACAACUCAGUGCAUUUCAACUCCACUCUCAUGGCUCUGAUUCGGACAGCGCUCGAUAUCAAGAUUGCCAAGGGAGGAGCUGACAAACAUCAGAUGGACGCUGAGCUAAGGAAAGAAAUGAUGGCCAUUUGGCCCAACCUCUCUCAGAAGAACCUAGACCUGCUGGUCACGCCACACAAGUCAGCCACAGACUUGACGGUGGGGAAGAUCUACGCUGCCAUGAUGAUCAUGGAGUACUACAGACAGAGCAAGGCCAAGAAGCUCCAGGCCCUACGCGAGGAGCAGAACCGAACACCGUUAAUGUUUCAGCGCAUGGAGCCGCCCUCCCCCGGGGGAGGAGAAGGGGGAGGAGGGGGAGGCCCCGACGGGACGGGAGGAGGGAUGCCAGGGGUCAACGGCCUCCCCGCCACACAGCACGACCCCAACAGCAUACCUCCAGAGGGGGGGAUGACAGAGAGCCAGUCGUGGGUGACAGCUAAAGCUCAGGAGAUGUUUAACAAGACGGGCAACUGGAGCCCAGAGAGACCCUACCCCGACCAUCUCCAUGACAACAGACACAACCCCCAGACCAUAACAGACACCAGCCCCAUGCGUCGGUCCACCUCCUCUCUGGUCCACGGGCGUUCUGGCAGGGAGAGGGGGGUGAGGCUGGAUGACUACAGCCUGGAGAGGGUAGAAGGAGAGGGGAGGCAUGGUGGGGGAGCAGGAGGGGGACAACGCAGGGACAGGAGGGAUAGGAGCCACCGCACCUCUCAGAGGUCCCUGACCAGAUACACAGAUGCAGACACAGGGUUGGGCACAGACCUGAGCACCACCACCCAGUCUGGAGAACUCCCCCCCAAAGAGCGUGAACGUGAACGCGGUCGAGCCAAAGACCGCAGGCACCACCAUCAUCACCACCACCACGGUGGCUCCAUGGAGAAGGAGGGGCGCUUCGGGCCAGACAGACACGGGCCAGAGUUCACCCACAGACACCCCCACGACCAGGGGGACAGACACUGGUCCCGCUCUCCUAGUGAGGGGCCCGACGGACGGGGCCACAGACAGGGCAGUAGCUCGGUGAGCGGCAGCCCCGUCCCCUCCACGUCCGGUACCUCCACCCCCCGCCGCGGGCGCCGCCAGCUGCCCCAGACCCCCGCCGUGCCACGCCCCCACAUCACCUACUCCCCAGCCAUACGACACCCCAAGCCCACCUACGGAGCAGGUCCCCCUGGACGACUCCGCUCCCCCUCCCCCCGACACUUCUCCCCCCCGGAGCACGACGGAGGGGGGUAUCACCGUCCGCCAUCGCGUCACGUUUCCCCGCUUGAGCACGGAGGGUCGAGGCACGGGUCUCCGAGAUCGGCCCGGCACCAGUCGGGGUCUCGUUCACCUCCGCCCCACCAUGGGUCACCCCGGUCCCCCCGCCACGGGCGCUGGAGCGGUCCCCCUCCCGGGGAUAGUCUGGAGAGCGAGGGCGGCCCAUUCUAUGAGCGUGACUGCGAGUACGAGCGCCAGCAUGAGCCGCCCGCCUACGAGCAGAGCCUCAGCAACCCACAUCCCCACGGCAACCCCCACCCGCACGGCAACCCCCACCCGCACGGCAACCCGCACCCACGCUCCCCCAGGACUGCCCGGCACGGGGGCGGCGUGGGCCCACCACCUCCACUUGCUCCCCCUCACCCCCGACGAGUCCCAAAUGGUUACCGCUCGUCUUCGCCCUCCCCGCACCGGCGAGGGCCCCCACAUCAACACCCCCAUCCAGGGGGACCACCCCACCGGUCCCCCCCUCAUCACCGGGUCCCCCAUGGAGGCCCCAGAGGCCCCCGGAAGGGCCUGCACGAACCCUACAGCGAGACGGACGAGGACGACUGGUGCUAGCACAGCGAAGGAACAGAAGAACGAGGGAGGAGAGGAAGAGAGGAAAAGGAGGGAGGAGAGGAGUCUCUCCGUCUCCCCGUCCUCUGUUCUUCGUUAUGCAGACUUGAAUGAAGGGUAAAGGGAUGCAGAAGGGGGUGAGGAAAGGAAAGGAGGAGAGGAGAAUUUGGGAGAAGUCUCUCCAUCCCUCUACCUCCACCCCUGAGACUCAGACUUGGAUGGAAUGAUGAAGGAUGGAGGGAUGGUUAGAGGAGAGGAGGCACACUGUGUGGGUGUGUGAGACUCUAAACUCAGAGCAAACAUGACAAAGAGAGACAGCUAUAAGGCAGAACUACGCACCUCUCCUCUUCUCCUCUGUCUCAACUACCAUACCCAGAGUUCUCAGCGUGCCCAGGGGGGAGUGGACCGAGGAAUGGUGGAGAGGUGCUGACGGAGGUGUGGAGAGGGAAGAAAUAACAAAAGAAUGAAAGGAAGGGAGGAGCAUGUAUAUUAAGUUACAAGUGGCCAAUGAAUGGUAAAUAUAAGCUCAUCUCCCAGACUGUUUAGGAGAUAGUUGGGUUAGUUAAGUUAAGCUAAACCUGGGUGCUCUUGCUGUUCUGUCAUUCUAUUCUACUAGCCUGAUAAGUGUUAGGAGCUAACAGCUAAACGCUAGCUAGCUAACACUGCUCUUGGUCUAACCUAGACGGACAUGUUUAAAAGAAAAAACAACGAAAACCCAUGCCAGGACCCCCUAUCCUUAUACACGCCAAGCUAUGCCUCCAGAAAAAUCUAACUUGAAGACUAAAGAACAGAAAACAAAAACAAACUUUGAAAAAAAAGAGGAGAAAAAAAGGGAGAACAACCACUUUAACUUAAACUUUCCUUAAAGGGACUGGACUAGAACCAGGAAGCUCCGCCUCUACUGCAAAAACCAGCCAAUGACAGAGCUGGCUGAUAUUUGAUGAGUUUUAUCAUCUCCUGUUUACUGUUACAGACUCACGAAAUGCUGACGACGGACCUGGUGUGACCUCACUUCCUGUGGGUGGGGCCUAGUG